This is a messenger RNA of Phyllopteryx taeniolatus (common seadragon), 3074 nucleotides long. RefSeq names its product methionine adenosyltransferase 2Aa (gene mat2aa). The transcript is spliced from 10 exons. The record is from RefSeq and is a predicted model, not a curated record. Lineage: Eukaryota; Metazoa; Chordata; Actinopteri; Syngnathiformes; Syngnathidae. The coding region runs from base 167 to 1357 and encodes 396 amino acids. Gene Ontology annotation, cellular component: methionine adenosyltransferase complex; cytosol. Gene Ontology annotation, molecular function: ATP binding; methionine adenosyltransferase activity. Gene Ontology annotation, biological process: S-adenosylmethionine biosynthetic process.
CAGGCCCCUCCUCCCUCCUCACGUCAAACAACCCGAGCAGUCCGACCAGUUAGCAUUUUGCAGCUCACUACCAGCGGCCGGGUCGCCUGAACCACAACGCAGGGUGGCCCUUUGGAUUUCGAGGAGGAGAUCCGAACGCCUAGCUCGUUAGCUAACAGUGGUCAAGAUGAACGGCCAGCUGAACGGUUUCCAUAACAACUCGCCCGUCGACGACGACUGCUUCCUCUUCACGUCGGAAUCCGUGGGAGAAGGGCAUCCCGAUAAGAUUUGUGACCAAAUUAGCGAUGCUGUUUUGGAUGCGCAUCUUACCCAAGACCCAGAUGCCAAGGUAGCGUGUGAGACGGUCGCUAAGACAGGGAUGAUCCUGCUGGCUGGUGAGAUCACCUCUAGGGCUGUGGUAGACUACCAGAAGAUUGUGCGAGAGACAAUCAAGCGCAUCGGCUAUGACGACUCCUCCAAAGGCUUUGACUACAAGACCUGCAAUGUGCUGGUGGCUUUGGAGCAGCAGUCCUCAGACAUCGCUCAAGGCGUUCACCUGGACCGAAAAGAGGAGGACGUGGGUGCCGGUGACCAGGGUCUAAUGUUUGGAUAUGCCACUGAUGAGACGGAGGAAUGCAUGCCUCUCACCAUCAUUCUGGCCCACAAGCUCAACGCCAAGAUGGCUGAGUUACGCCGCGAUGGAGCGUUGCCGUGGCUCCGACCAGAUUCCAAAACUCAGGUGACAGUCCAGUAUAGACAGGACCGCGGCGCCGUGGUGCCGCUGCGCGUCCACACCAUUGUGAUCUCUGUGCAGCACGACGAGCUCGUCAGUCUGGAAGAGAUGCGUCACAGUCUGAAGGAGCAGGUGGUCAAAAUGGUGGUCCCUCCUGGCUACCUGGACGACAACACCGUCUAUCACCUGCAGCCCAGUGGUCGCUUCGUCAUCGGGGGGCCGCAGGGUGACGCCGGUCUGACUGGGCGCAAGAUCAUCGUUGAUACUUACGGGGGCUGGGGGGCCCACGGAGGCGGCGCUUUUUCCGGCAAGGACUACACCAAGGUGGACCGCUCCGCUGCCUAUGCCGCUCGCUGGGUGGCCAAGUCGCUGGUGAAAGCGGGACUGUGUAGGCGUGUUUUGGUCCAGGUGUCCUACGCCAUCGGGGUGGCUCAUCCACUGUCCAUCUCCAUCUUCCACUACGGGACAUCCCAGAAGAAUGAGAAUGAGCUGCUGGACAUCGUGAGGAAGAAUUUCGACCUACGUCCAGGAGUGAUUGUGAGGGAGUUGGACUUAAAGAAGCCAAUCUACCAGCAAACUGCAUCGUACGGUCACUUUGGUCGUGUCCUCUUUUCAUGGGAGGUUCCCAAGGAGCUCAAAUACUAACCCCCUCCUCCUGUUUGCUUGUCGCCCCCAGACACUCUGUGUGUUCACCUCUUUCUGCCCUCCUCUUCCUCUGCACAAAUAGCCCCAUCACUGCCACCUCCACUGCACUUUGUUUUCAGUCUUCAGCCAUUUUGUCUGCCUGCUCAACCCUAUUUAACAUACACGUAUGUGUCGAGAUUACACUCCACUCAAGCCAAUCAAGCACAUAGCUGUAGUUGGUUUCCUUCUCUGUGCUGUCCCUUCACGCCAUUUUCUUUCUGACGUUUUACAGAGAAGUCAGAAGCUGCUAAUGACCAUUUUGGCUGUGUUGGGCUCCACGAAAAUAUCACUCUUAUUUUUUAUUUUAUUUUUAUUCUACCGCUCCAAAUGUCAUGGGAUCAUUCUAAAUGAGGUUAAUUGUUGUAGGUGUCAUUACAGAGUAGCCCAGCUUGUUUACUGGAGGGGGGCUUGCCUUUGUCAUGAGGUACUGCCCCCACACUUGAUGCAUAGAAUGUCUUUUGACUGUCGAGCAACAGAAAUCGACAGAACAAAAAAUGUUGAUUUCCCACUUGUUGUUACAUCACACGUAAUAGACACCUUCUCUGUUGAAUAAGUUUCGCACUGCUGAUAAAACAGCAUCAGGUUGAACUCAUUGAAUGCUGCAUGCUUCUCAUACUUGACUUCCAAUUGGAUGUGGCCUGUACUGCUAUCUUCAACCAGGCGGCGUCCAAAGCAUUUCUAUGAUUUGUGAAUGAAUGAUUCCUGUUUAUUUUUAACGGUCAAGAAAGUGCAUUCCACUAAAGCAAGGAUCAUUUAUCACUCGUCACCUUGUUCGCUCCAAAGACUUGUUUCAGCACAACUUUGUCAUUAAUUUUUCCGCCCAAAUGCGAUUGUUUGCAUUUUAAAAUGCUACUGAUCCCUCACCAAAGACUAUGACUUGCAUAUUCCUUUUACGCAACUUUGCAAAGUGAGAUAUUGCUGAAACUGUGUGCAGUUUCACACAGCAUCCCCCAAUCAGAUCAUUGGACGUGGUGACAUUAGCCACAGUGUCUCGUGUGAAAUUUAAAGUACUUGUCAGACAGCAACCUUAGUCUCUUCCACACUGCAUGUCAAUGCGAGCUUUUUCUUGUAUCACGCUUCUGUGUGAAAGGUAACAACGCGGAAUGGGGCGGACGAAAGCGUCCUGGUAAUUUGGCUGGGAUGUUGUGAAGAACAAUAUUUGUUUAGGGGGGUUGAAGCCUAAAAUAGGUCUACCGACGCCACUGGGUCCAGGCUUUAACAGGCAGUGUGAAAGGAUUUUGGCAAGCCCUGUCUUUAUCCUCUCUUUGUGUCGGACACUAUCCUGUGGUUCCUGGAGUGUACUACAGAGAAACUUCAUUAGAGCCAAAGAUGGGUGGUGCAAAGAGGAUGUAUGCUGAAUCAUCAAGUAAAAGGACUUCCCAAUGACUGUUGACAUUACGUUUACAUCCACAAAAUGGGAGUGACCUUAAUUGGCUGGUGUUGUACAGAGAAACCAGCCUGUUUACAUGGGAUCUCCCACAUUUACCCUUGUUAAAUUAUUCUGUAAAGAAAAAGAUGUCAGUCUGCGUGUUGAUUGUGUAAGUGCCUUUUCUCAUAUUCUGCAUUGCCUUUCACCCUCCCCCAUCGUUCCCUUUGUUGUUUUACUGUUUCAUCCUCAGGAGUCUAACCUGCUGUUGAGCUGCUCCCUCAAAAUAAACCACACGCUUUGCUUGUGCAA